This is a messenger RNA of Chaetomium strumarium, 585 nucleotides long. Its product is annotated as ribosomal protein L22/L17. The transcript has 4 exons. The coding region runs from base 1 to 585 and encodes 194 amino acids. Gene Ontology annotation, molecular function: structural constituent of ribosome. The record is from RefSeq and is a predicted model, not a curated record. Lineage: Eukaryota; Fungi; Ascomycota; Sordariomycetes; Sordariales; Chaetomiaceae. Gene Ontology annotation, cellular component: ribosome; cytosolic large ribosomal subunit. Gene Ontology annotation, biological process: cytoplasmic translation.
AUGGGUGCGAUGCGCGGCCUUGUCGAAGUUCGGUACGCAGCGACUGAGAUUGCGCCGGCGAAGUCGGCCCGUUCCCGCGGGUCGUAUCUCCGGGUGUCGUUCAAGAACACUCGUGAGACUGCCCAGGCGAUCAACGGCUGGAAGCUCCAGCGCGCCCAGACCUUCCUUGAGAACGUCAUCGAGAAGAAGGAGGCCGUUCCCAUGAGACGGUAUGCUGGUUCCAUCGGCCGGACCGCCCAAGGCAAGCAGUGGGGUGUUUCUCGCGCCCGUUGGCCCGUCAAGUCCGCCCAGUUCCUGCUGGGUCUCCUGAAGAAUGCCGAGGCCAACGCUGAUGCCAAGGGCCUCGACACGGGCAACUUGAUUGUCAAGCACAUCCAGGUCAACCAGGCCCCUAAGCAGCGCCGCCGGACAUACCGCGCCCACGGCCGCAUCAACCCCUACAUGUCGAACCCUUGCCACAUCGAGCUCAUCCUCACCGAGGCCGAUGAGGCCGUCCAGAAGUCGGAGGCGGUUGUUCGCGACGAGUCUCACCUUAGCUCCAGGCAGCGCGGUGUCCGCGUCCGCCGGGCUAUCACGGCUGCUUGA